GUUACAAUAAAAGUGACUCCAAAAUGUAACAAUACAUUAUUUACCAAUCAUUUGAAUUUUUGUUAGAUUGUGUGUGUUAUCCUUACCUCCCGUAGGCAUCUCUGAAUCUCUGCCCUCAAAUGAGAGAGGGAAGCACCAGGAGUUGAAAGUAGAGGGGGCCAUCAAGCUCUACAUCCCCUACGAGUCAGCUGAACUCUACAUUACGCAGAUAGCUGAGGACAUGCAGACUAUGAAAAGUAGACAUCUGGAGAUGGUGCAAGAGCUAGAGGAAAACUUUCAGAUCGCAUCACGAGAGAACCAGGAGAGGACAAUACAGAAGAUCCGAUCUCACUACCAGAACAAGCUGAAUGCACUGAAGAGAAUCUUAGACCUUUACCAAGAGAAGGUAGAAAAGAAGAACACACACUGGGAGGAGAGAAUCACAAGUGUGAGCCGGCAGAAUGAGAGGCUGCAGGGAGAGCAGAUCGCGGAGAGGAGGAGGAGUAGAGAGGAGGCCCUGCACUGGCAGAGAGAGAAGAAUAAAAUGAUGGAGCUUUUCUCCACCAGACUAGACCUCCUCCACAGCCACCAGGCAUCCACACUACAGGAGCUGCAGAUGGCCAGGCAGGAGGUGGGGAAAGUCCAGGAGAUUCUCAGGACAUCCCCACAGGAGAAGGGGCAUCAGGACGCCCCUCCUACUGAUGCUGGUGACAUAUUAGAGAAUGACAACGGUCCCGUCCAGCAAACUGAGGGGUGCAGUGGCACAGAGCUGCCACUGGAGGGGGCCCAAGCUCGCCUGGAGGAGUUGAAGGAGAGUCUGUAUAAAAGGGAGAGAGAGAUUACUGAGCUCCUGGAGGCAGAGCAGACACCCAUCCCACCUAUCCCGGUGGCACAGCCCCCCUGUGCUGUCCUGCUCCGCAUUGUCGUUGAGAAGGCCCAUGAUAUCUGUAGCGAAGUGAUUGAGGCGAGGCUCCUUGUUGACCACAUGUUCGAGGAGAACCAUGUGGCCUUGGCCCAAGCAAGAGAAAAACUUGAACAUAUGUCACAGAUGACCGCAGAUGAUAACAACAGCAAAGACGAGGUCAACUCUGCCCCAGAAUGGUUGGACUCUUCCGAUGAGUAUGCUUCUAAUGUGCUGUUGCUACAAGAGACACUGAGGGAAUGUGAGAUUACCCAGAUGGCUCUGGACUGUAUCAGAGUCGGGGCCAGGCCUUCUCUCUCUGACUGUGACACAACUCCAGAGCUGGAUGAGAUUUUGAGGAAAGGUGAGGGAGGGAAAAGUGUUGGCCAGCAACUUUUAUUGCUGCAAGACCAGCUGAAACAAGUGAGAGAGGAGAAUAGGAAGGUCGUAGAGAACUACACUUCAGAGAGGACCAUGAGAAAGAAGUACUACAACAUGGUCGAGGACAUGAAAGGUAAAAUUCGGGUGUUCUGCCGGAUACGGCCCAUGAGCCGCACCGAGGCAGCUCAGGGAGGGGCCAUCGCCGUGGGGCGUCUGGACGAUUACUCUGUUACCGUGGAAACCUCAAGGGGGCCGAGAGAGUUCCAGUUCGACCGGGUAUUCAGUGGCGAGAGCUCCCAGGAAGAUGUGUUCCAAGACACCAACAGGCUGAUCCAGUCAGCCAUCGACGGCUUCAACGUGUGUAUCUUCGCGUACGGUCAGACAGGCUCCGGAAAGACCUUCACCAUGGUGGGUGACAGAGACCAGAGAAGCCCAGGCAUCAUGCCUAGAGCGUUCAAUGCCGUAUUUGACAUCCUCCAGGAGAAUGCCACCAAGUUUGACUUCAAGGUCUCGGUCUAUAUGUUGGAACUGUAUAAUGACCGGCUCCAGGACCUCUUUGUGAGCGGGGCCGAGGCCCAGAGCAGGCGGGUGGAGAUUAAAAGGAACAGAAAGGGGCUUGUGUUUGCCCAGGGAGCAGAGACAAAGGAGGCCUCCAGCGCCGGGGAGCUCUUCGCCAUGUUUCAGCAGGCUUGCGCCAACCGCCAUAACGCAGCCACCAAGAUGAACUUGGAGAGCUCUCGUUCCCACCUGAUCAUUGGGAUCAUGGUGGAGAGCAGGAAUCUGACCAAUGGGAGUGUGAGCUUUGGGAAGUUGAGUCUGGUGGAUCUGGCAGGGAGCGAGAGAGCAGCCAAGACUGGGGCAAAAGACGACCAGCUCAAGGAGGCUAACUCCAUUAACAAGUCUCUGAGUGCUCUGGGAGAUGUGAUCUCUGCCCUGUCCUCGGACUUGCCACAUAUCCCCUACAGGAACAGCAAGCUCACCCAGAUCAUGCAGGACUCGCUGGGCGGCAAUGCCAAGACGCUCAUGGUCGUUAACGUCUCGCCUUCUGACUGCAACCUGGAUGAGACGCUCACCUCUCUUAUUUAUGCCACUCGAGUGAAGACCAUAACCAACAUUGCACAAAGAAACCUGGAGAGUAAAGAGAUAGCCCAGCUCAAAGAGGUGAUCAUGAAGUUGAGGUCAGGACAGUCAGUGGAGGAUGAGGAGGUCUAAUUCCAGGCUGUGGGAAUUGGAUCUACAGUGCUUUCAGAAAAGACUUCUUUCUCCCUGUCUGCUUGAAAGACGGGGAACCCCGCUGGCUGAAUGGAUGAAGACAAUAUAUCCGGAGAGGGCCAUGAUUCCGUAAAAUAGAGUAUGUUACAUGGUAUGCACGCCACCUGAGUCUGACUUGGACCCAAUUUCUUCUUCCUCUUCUCCGGCGUCGGUGUUUUGGUGGAACACCCGGGAUGAAUAAAGCUGCCUCGGGAAGUUCAAAACAAAGUUUCUGUUCUUAUUUCUGGUGAGUGAGCGCCGAUCUAAUGUCCAAAAGGUAUUUUCGGCUAUAUGGCUCUAGUUUAGCACAGGGUUAUCUUUAACAUAACUGAAUCUCACAGAUACCUUUAUAGCUAUGGCUCCUCCCUAUUAUGUAUUAGGGCUGGGCAGUAUACUGUAUUUGAUGAUAUACCGGUAUUGAGACACAGACUGGUUUGGGUUUUUACUUUACCUUCUAUAACUGUAUUUGAAUGUUUGGUUUGUUAAAUGUGAUAUGCCGUGUGUACCGUCCAUUUUUAUUGUUUACUCUGCUACUUGAGUCAUCUCUCUCUCUCUCCAUAACGCUUUCCACACAGACAUAGCCCAGCCCCCUGUCACUCAAGGAGUGCAUUUGUUAUUGCUUGACCACUUUCAGCAUUCAGUCCUCAAGGUCAAUGCAACACAAGCAACAAUCUUGAUGACAACGAUGCUGUUUUCACUGCUUCUUAAUAUAAAUCAACUAGCGUUCUUUAA
Oncorhynchus nerka (sockeye salmon) is the source of this 3244-nucleotide messenger RNA. RefSeq lists its product as uncharacterized. Gene Ontology annotation, biological process: microtubule-based movement. The record is from RefSeq and is a predicted model, not a curated record. Gene Ontology annotation, molecular function: ATP binding; microtubule motor activity; microtubule binding. The coding region runs from base 221 to 2473 and encodes 750 amino acids. The transcript is spliced from 19 exons. Lineage: Eukaryota; Metazoa; Chordata; Actinopteri; Salmoniformes; Salmonidae.